UAAAAUUGCAUGAACCAAACAUGAUUGAGCUACGAGACUUUCAAUAGCCCCUGCCUUCGCAGCUAGCGCGACUAAAUGCCCACUCCGCGCGCAGGGGCCUCAGGGUCCUCAGAUGACCCUUUUCAACUACGUGGAAAUGCACCGGUCUCGGUUGUGCGCGCGGCCAAAGCGUCGCUGAAGGAGCCAACGCGCCCGGUGACCCCAGCGGACUACGGUCGUCAGCUGUUCUCCUCCGGCGACCCCAGCAACCGGCCUUCCACCUCUUACUCUGUGUCUGGAAGCAAAGCGUUCUACCAGGAUGGCGCGGGCCCCAAGCUGGCGCUGCCGAAGCUGGAAACGGGGAGGCUGGACACGUCCGGCGGCGGUGCGCUGCGGAAGGCGCCAUCCGGCGCAGAGCGGGAGCCCUCACGGCUCGGGCCCAGCCCGCUGCCGGGGCUGGAGGCCACGCUGGCGCCGGGGGGCGGCCGCGCCGGGCGGCAGACGGCGGCGGAGACGGUGGCCAGCCUCAAGGCCAACAUGGGCAUGAGCGGCGGCGGUGUGGAGGGAGACUUCAGCUUCCCGCGACCCAGCGCCGGCUCCGCCUCCCACCCGCACCCGCACGCGCCGCCCGACCCCACCGCCGCCGCGGGCGGCCGCGCCGCCUCGCUCACACUGCCCCCCGCCAGCGGCUUCGCCUCUCCCUCCGGCCCCGGCCCCGGCGCCUCCUCCUCCUCCUCCUCUACCCACCACCACACCACCACGUCCACCUCCACCCUGGCGCCCGAGUACAGCUACAGCGGCUACGGCGGCUACGGCGGCCUGGAUGCCCCCGGCGGCGGCGGCGGCGAGGGCCCGCUGCUAGACCCGCGGCGCAAUGACGACCUGCCGCCGCGGCCGGGCACCAGCCGCGGGCGGCCGGGCAGUGCGGCGCUGAGCGACAUGGACCCCAUCACGGAGCGGUACGCGGGACCGCCGCCCGGCGUGCAGGACCUGGGCAACGGGGCGCAGGUCCUGGACAUGGCGGCAUUCGCGCAGUACUCGGACGACGACGAAAACGAUUACGCCGGCCACCACCACCACCCCAAACAGCACUCGCACCACCACCACCAGCAACACCAGCAACAGCACGGCGCGGCGGCGGCGGCGGCGGCACCGGCAGCCGCGGCACCAGCAGCGCACCACCGCUCCGCAGCCGCCUCAGCCUCCGCCGCCCCUGCGGCCAUGGCCUCCCCCAGCCGCGGCGGCUCGGGCUCGGGCUCCGGCGCCCCAACCACCGCACCCAUCUCCGCCGCACCCACCUCCACCACCACCACAACGGAGGGAUCCAGCGAGGAGUUCGCGGCCUGGCGCGCCUCCAUCGAGGCCGUCCUCUCCGAGCUCUCCGCCGCCAUCAGCAGCAAGGCCGCCACCUCGGUGCUGUGUGCUGCCGCCGGGCGGCUGGUGGGGCUGGUGGAGGAGGUGCGGCGGCGCGAGCACUCGAGCGCCUGGCUCAACAGCGCCUGCAGCGCCGGCAGCGGCUUCCGGGACGCGGGCGGGGUGGCGCUGACGCUGCGCGAGGCGGUGAGCGAGCACGUGUUCCGACUCAUGGACAGCGGCAGUGCGGAGCUGCUCAUGAAGGCCUGCGCGGUGGUGCUGCGUGUGGUGAAGAGCCGGCAGCCGCUGCUGCAGACCGCCAAGCUGCUAUACCGGCUGAGCAAGGACGGCGGCAACGACGGCCUGUUCCGGCGCGAGGGGCUGCUGGAGCCGCUGGUGCACACCGGGCACAUCAUGGUGGCCAGCGCGCGCGGCAGCAGCAACCCAGCAAACAUGCACGAGCCCCUGGUGUACAUGAACGGCUGCCUGAAGAACAUCUCCAGCGAGCCCUCCAACCAGAAGGCGCUGGUCAAGCUGGGCGGCCUGCACGUGCUGGCGGCGCUGCUGCAGCAGCUGGCGGAGCAGGCCAAGUCGGGUGAUGAGGCCCUGGCGGAGUCGUGCGGCCAGGUGGCGGUGCAGGCCAGCGGCGUGCUGAGGAACCUGGCGGUGCCGGCGCAGAACGCGCCGGCCUUCCUGGCUGCGGGCGUGCUUCCCGCGCUGCGCGCCGCCGUGAGCUGCCUGAGCGGGCAGGUUGAGGUGGUGCUCAACGCCGGCCGCAUCCUGUCCAAACUCACGCUGCACGACGGCUGCCAGGACGCCAUCGCGGCAGACCCCGGCUAUGCGCCGCUGCUGGUGUGCAACGUGCCGUUCGCGCUGGUGACGGUGGUGGGCAUCCUGCAGCGCUACGCCUACGGCGGAGGGCCGCAGCCCGAGGGCGGUGCAGCCGCAGGCGGCAGCGCGGCGGCGGACAGGCUGUCCAAGGCCGCCAGCCACGAGGACUGCCUGGUCAAGGUGCUGCGCCUGGCCGCCAACCUGGCCAUCUGGCCCGACGCCGGCCGCACGCUGGCGGAGGAGGAGCAUGUGGCGGGGGCGCUGCUGGCGCUGCUGGAGCGAUACAGCUUCGAGGCGGCCGAGGAGCUGGUGCUCAACACCGUGUGCGCCCUCACCAACCUGUCCUUCUACCAGAGCGAGCAGCAGCCGGGCGGCUUCACAAACAGGGUGCUGCUGCUGCCUCCCCCCCGGCUGCUGCCGCGCAUCACGCCGCUGCUGCUGUGCGACAACGAGGAGGCGGUGGUGGAGGCGGCGCGGGUGUACGGCAACUUCUCGCGCAGCGCGGACGUGCGCGACUACAUGCAGGCCACGCGGGUGGUUGAGGCGCUGGUGCUGCUGCUGGACCACAGCAACGCCGAAGUGCUGUACAGCGUGUGCGGCACGCUGAUCAACUUCACCAUGGACGGCAGCCGCCGGGACGUGCUGGGCGGCCUGGGCGGCGUGUCGCGGUUGGUGGAGGUGCUGGGGCGCACCAUGGCGCAGGGGGAGCUGGGUGAGCGCGAGGAGGCCAUCGUGGAGGUGGUGUGCAAGGCGCUCUUCAACGUGGCGUCAGCGGACGAAGGGCCGGCGGCGGGUGCGGGAGCGGGGGCGGCAGGAGGGGAGGGGAGAGGUGGCGCGGGGGCGGGGGCGGGGGGUGCGGAGGGGAGAGGGGGUGGGGAGGGUGGCGGGGCGGGGGCGGGCUGCAGCUUCCGGCACGAGGAGGUGGUGGAGGUGCUGGGGCUGCUGGAGGUGCUGGAGGCCAGCUCGCUGGGGGAGGCGGCGGAGCUGGGCGCCGUGCUGGGCCGGCUGGGGGGCCAGAUGCGGCGGCUGCAGGCGCGGCUGUCCCUGGAGGAGCUGGAGGCGUUGCCGGAGUAGGGGCCCUUGCUUAGGGAAUUCAGGGGUGGGAGGGGGGCCAGCCGUCUGUGAAAGACGGAGUGAUUAGGGGGAGGAUGGGCUGCGGUGUACAGUGUAGGCCAGCUUGGGAGAAGGUGAAGGAGGUUUGGGCGGGCUCGGGCGGAAGCCGCGCGUGUGAGCCUUAGUCCUGUACAUUUCCGUGUCACGUGGCGGAGGUCUGACUUGACGGGACGGGGGUGACAGUGGGUUGAGGCGGGUGGAUGGGAUGAGCUCUGGCAUGCGAGCGGCGGGUAGGCAGGUGUACAGACACGCGGCUGCUGUGUGGGGGUGUGGCGAAUUAUGAGCACAGCACAUGAUUGGAGUGGACUUGUGCGGCUGGGUAGCAUUGCUUGCUCAGGUAAUUCAUUCACGGCAAACGACCCGCAUCAGCCUGCAGUGCCGCCGCGCUGCCCGUACGUCGGCCUUGCCAUGUGUGUUAGCUAUGUCUGUGAAGGGCUAGCUGAAGUGAGCUGAACGGUGUUCGGGACUGCGGGGGACUGUUGUGCAGCACAGCCUCGCAGCAUUCCACUA
This is a messenger RNA of Chlamydomonas reinhardtii, 3786 nucleotides long. RefSeq lists its product as uncharacterized. NCBI's taxonomy places the organism in Eukaryota, Viridiplantae, Chlorophyta, Chlorophyceae, Chlamydomonadales, Chlamydomonadaceae. Gene Ontology annotation, molecular function: protein binding. Gene Ontology annotation, biological process: cilium organization. The coding region runs from base 76 to 3237 and encodes 1053 amino acids. The record is from RefSeq and is a predicted model, not a curated record. The transcript has 17 exons.